AUUGUGCGCUUUUUUUAAACUGAGACGUUACUAGUCUCCCAAGUAGUGUAGUGCGUGCAUCUGUUCGUCAUAGAACCCUCAAUACUUUAGCAUUUUCUUAUAAUUUACACAUGAUUAAUAUUUUCCCACUUGUAUUAGUAUUUUAAAUUAAUGGAAACUGCAAACGUUAACUUAUGGCCCUGAUCAAUUCUAAUAAACCGGAUAGGGAUGGAAGCUUAACUGGAUCCAUCGUACGUCGUUUACAUUCACCCUCUCAAUCUUCCGUGUCUAGUGAAGAACUCCUCGUUUGGUCUAAAGAAGGAAAUGAUUAUGACUGGGAGUUAUUUCCCAUCUCACCACCACUUGAUGAAUUAUCGCGUAUACAAAGUUCAUCAAAUGUCGCAUGUGACAGUAGUUUUACUCCAGUUACGUACAACAAUUUAAAUGAUGUUAAUAAUGGUAGCAAAAGUAUUACCAUCACUGAAAGUAACUUUAGUAACAGUAACAGUAGUAGUGAUACAACUAUAUAUGCAUACAAUCAUAAUUCCGUUACUGAUCAAUUGUCCACAUCAUUUUUAACAUUAGAAUCUUGUUCACAUUAUAUGAAUGGUUCAUCAAUUCAACCUCAAUUAAUAAAUUCUGCUAAAACUGAUAUGAUAGAAACAACACUUAAUGAACUGGUUCCUUCAUCAUCUUUUUCAAGAACAUUGUCAUCAUCGUCCAAAAAAGUAACCAAUCAUUCCUUCUCAUUUAAUAAUUUAUAUGACCAAAUAAACGUGAAUACGUUAGCAGAUGAUUUUAUUGAUUUAGACAUUAAAACUAUUCCUACUACUUCAAGUUGUUCAUUGACAACUUCUUAUCAUCCAGAUUUUGAUUAUGUAGGUUUUCCAGAAUCACCUAUUCAAUCUUUACGAAAUUCAACUUCUAAUAAAAAAUCACAGCUUUUAAAUUCAUUUAUUUCUAACAAUGGUAUAAAUAUACAAAAAUCAAGUGUUGUAUCUCAAUCACCAGAGACAGAAAUUAAUCGACAAACAUCAUUAAAUCCACACUUUUGUCAUAUCUUGUCAUCUGUCAGCGAAAUGCCCACCACAAAAAUUAUUGUUGGCUACAAUAACGAUGAUGGUAACAAUAAUGAUGAUUCAUUCACAAAUUAUACAGAUUAUAGAUGUAAUCAAAAUAGUUAUAAUAAGAAUAACAACAGUAAAUCAUUCCAUUGUCAAUCGUCUGAACUCAUAGAUCAUUUAUUAUCAUCAGACAAUGAAUCAAGUGAAGAACUACCUGGUUAUUCAUUUCUGUCAUCGUCGUCUGCAUCAUCGUGUAUACAUAUACCGUCAAAGUGCAAUGACGAUAAUCAUAAUGGUAAUAAUAGCUGUCAUGAUAAUCACAUGGAAAAUAAUACAUCAAUAAAUACUAUACAUGAGAUAGUAAAUAAUGAAGAAAACGCUAAUAACUGUCAUCAUAAAUAUAAAAAUCGUCAAUAUCAACGUCAAGACAAUGGAUUAAUGUCACUGACAUCAUGUAAUUCUAUUCCAAUUCCAUUUAUGCUUAUUCCUACAAGUGAAUUAGCUUCAGGUGGUUCACUUACAUGUACAGUUGUUAAUAUCUUGCGUUGUUUAGGUUUAUUGGAUCGUUGUGGUGUUGAAGAUUUAUGCGCAAUAUUAUAUGAUUUCUGGAAUAAUAAUUGUCAUGCUCCAUUUCAUUCUUUUUUAAAAUCACAUGUUAUAUAUCCAACGUGUUGGGAAUUAUCACGUACGGAAGAAUCAGUGGUAACACGAUCAUCCUCUUUUACUUCAUGCACUUUAGUUGAUUCACGGCGAUCAACAGUACCUGGUGAGGAUUAUGAAAGAAAUUAUCAAAUGUUAAUAAAUUGUCGUGAAAGUAAACCGUUAAAUGGGAGUUGUUUGGUUAGUUAUUUACUAUCAUGCAGUUAUAUGGGUACAAGUUUUCUUGCUUCACACUCAAUAUAUAAUUUGAAUAAUUUAUCUUCACCUUGUUGUCUACGUCCAUCAACAAGUUGCUGUUAUUUUGUUAUGGAUAGAACUAAUCAAAUUUUGCCUUAUAAUACACCGGAAAUUUAUCAUCCUAAUUUAAUUCAACCAAUUUCUAAUUCAAAUAUGAAUUGGCGUAGAGGUUGUUCUGAUAAUCUUGUUCUUAUGCUUACUCAUCAUAGUCCUGGUUCUAAAAAUUCGUCUUCAGUUGUGGAUAAGCUUCUUACAGGACGCUUCUUUCCUGGACCUACUUCUUGGCGUUCCGUAUGGCCUUUUAUUCCUAAAAACAAUCCGAAAUAUUUCAACUGUACUAAACCUAAGAGUAAUAUGUCUGAUUCUCUCGCGCUAUGGUUUUCUGCAUGGCUUUAUUGUGGAGCAAUACCUGUACUAGCCCAAUUAUGUGAUUCAGCCUAUUCAAAUGCACAGUAUUUCCCUCCUGACAUCUCACAACCAAGUUGUAAUUCUUCAAGAUAUUCAGCACAAGAACUUGUUUGGUCCCACCGUCUUGUGUAUGGUGUCACGGAAAAUAAUGAGGUUUACCUUACAAAUCCAAACGAACUAGUCCCUGUCCAAUAUGUCUUGGAUCAAUUAUCUAAGAAACCUGAAAUCCGUAUCUCUAAAGCACAAAUUUCCAAUUUAUGGACAAAGCAUUAUUUACAUUCAAAAUUAUGCCCUGACAGAGAUCAAAUUAUAGAAGAUAAGCAAAAUAUUUUUUGUAAAUCAACAUUUUUCACUGGUGAAAGUCUUACUUUACUUGCGAGACACCCGGAUCCUAGAUGGGCUUCUAUGAAUAUAAUGGGACAAGUAUUGUGUGCUUUGCGCAGUUUGGAGCGUUGGGCUGAUACUCUAGAAAUAUCAACCGUGGUAUCGUUAGAUUGUGUAAACCACCAAUCAGCGUUAUUUCCUGAUACAACUCCAUCUAUCAGUUGUAGUCGUACAAACUCUACAGAGGUGGAACAAUUUUCAAAUUCUCCAGCUAUUAUCAUUCCAUCAGCUCAAUUGCCUGGAAUUAGUCUUUUUGUCGAAAAAUCCAAUUGGGAACUAGUUCGUACAUUAUUACAAACUAAAUGCGUAGAAUAAAUGUCGCAAACAUUAUGAUUUCAUUUGAUUUAGUGAAAAUUGCCAUGCAUUUCAUUUAGAGUUCAUCAAUUCCUGCUUGUGAUCAUUAUAAACCUCUCGUAAAGAUACGCUAGCUUGUACAUAUAAAUUUUUCUUUUUCAACAUUUUGACUGCAGUCAAUCAAUGCUGAUCACUGGUUUAUUAUUAACUGCUUUCAAUAUAUUUUAAAUAUUUUUCCACUUUUUAUUUUAGAUAAUCUUGCAGGGUCAUUCUGUACCUUUAAAGCUACAACUGG
Molecule: messenger RNA, 3321 nt
Organism: Schistosoma margrebowiei
Lineage: Eukaryota; Metazoa; Platyhelminthes; Trematoda; Strigeidida; Schistosomatidae
Source: the annotation of a GenBank genome assembly